Protopterus annectens (West African lungfish) is the source of this 1018-nucleotide messenger RNA. RefSeq names its product potassium two pore domain channel subfamily K member 13 (gene KCNK13). Gene Ontology annotation, biological process: stabilization of membrane potential; potassium ion transmembrane transport. NCBI's taxonomy places the organism in Eukaryota, Metazoa, Chordata, Ceratodontiformes, Protopteridae. Gene Ontology annotation, molecular function: potassium ion leak channel activity. The coding region runs from base 1 to 990 and encodes 329 amino acids. Gene Ontology annotation, cellular component: membrane. The transcript is spliced from 3 exons. The record is from RefSeq and is a predicted model, not a curated record.
AUGGGGGCUGCAGCUCAGAUUCAUAUCAGGAAGCAGCAUAACCGACCUGAUAUUGACAGUGAAACAAGACUUAAGAAGAAGCCAGAGUUUGCCAAAGGAUUCGGAAUGACAACACCAGCAACUGUAGGAGGAAAAAUAUUUCUGAUAUUCUAUGGCCUUGUUGGAUGCGCAGGCACAAUAUUGUUCUUCAAUCUUUUCCUGGAGCGUCUGAUUACAGUUCUGGCAUAUAUACUCAAAUCCUGCUAUGAGCGACAGCUCAGAAGGAAAGCCAUGCCUAGUAACAUCAAGCGAUGCUCUGGGAUCUCAGCAGAAGUUGACAGCUUAGCAGGAUGGAAGCCUUCAGUGUACUAUGUCAUGCUCAUCUUAUGUAUUGCAUCUGUCAUUAUUUCUUGUUGUGCAUCGGCCAUGUAUACCCCAGUCGAAGGUUGGAAUUACUUUGACUCCCUUUACUUUUGUUUUGUAGCCUUCAGCACUAUCGGUUUUGGUGAUUUGGUCAGCAGCCAGCGUGCAAACUAUGAAAAUCAAGAGAUUUAUAGAUUUGGUAAUUUUAUCUUCAUCCUCAUGGGAGUUUGUUGCAUUUAUUCCUUAUUUAAUGUCAUAUCCAUAGUCAUAAAACAACUUUUAAACUGGAUAUUACAAAAGCUGGAGUGUAAGUGCUGUUAUAGAUGCCAAAGAAAAAUGUUUAGAGCCAGGAGGAAUGCUGUUAUGCCAGGUAAUAUUCGAAACAAAAGAAAUAUUUCCAUUGAGACAGACGGAGUAAAUGAAAGUGAGACAGAUGGACGCCGCAUGUCUGGAGAGAUGAUCUCAAUGAGAGAUUUCUUGGCAUCCAACAAAGUUUCAUUGGCUAUUAUGCAGAAACAGUUGUCAGAGACUGCUAAUGGUUGCCCGAGGCAAAUGGGCAACAGCUCAAGGCAUAAUGGCUUCUCUGAGGGAGUUGGGGCUUUAGCAAUUAUGAAUAACAGACUCGCUGAAACAAGUGUUGACAGAUAGCAGAAAGAUGCAGUAAAAUUAAAAUAAU